This is a messenger RNA of Saccharomyces eubayanus, 2661 nucleotides long. RefSeq names its product Gpb2p (gene GPB2). Lineage: Eukaryota; Fungi; Ascomycota; Saccharomycetes; Saccharomycetales; Saccharomycetaceae. Bases 1 to 2661 code for a protein of 886 amino acids. Gene Ontology annotation, cellular component: cell cortex of cell tip. Gene Ontology annotation, molecular function: protein binding. The record is from RefSeq and is a predicted model, not a curated record. The transcript has a single exon.
AUGGAGAUUUCCAGCUCACCAUGGAAUGACGGUGGAUAUAGCCCUUACGAGAGGAACAGAGCUGCUGUAUCUCCAUUGUCACCACCUAUGGAUAAUGAUGAGCGAAUAGAAAGCCCCCAGUCGUUGGGUGAUCAUUGUUUUAAGCCUCUACCAUAUCUUACCAACUAUCUUUCUAUGUUUGCGCUUUUCAGUAACGAAAUAUUUGGCGAUAAAGUGAACGUUAGCUCUCAGAAUGAAUAUUUGUUAAAGAAAUAUUAUUCUUUAAAGAAGCCAUUUGCUUUGCGUCACAGUGGUGGUACAUCAAAGAACUCGGAUAUGCCUUCACAGAGUAAUGAUAUUUGGCAGACCAAUUUUAUGGUUGAUAGGUUUUUGAAUCGUAGUGUGCGAUCGGUGAAUUACGCGAACUUUCAAAUAAUCUCUGAUAUGCAAAACAGAAGCAUUAGGGGAACAAGCAUCGGGGGAACUCCGGAGCACGGCAUCGAUACUUUCCAAACCGCCAGCUUGCCUUCUAUACCGUCUGCAGUACCAUAUUUUCAAUACUAUAGAAAGUUAUUGACGGUAAAUACUAAAGAAUGGGAUAUUUUGAAACUACAUAGUCUAUGGAUUCCAGACUUAAGAACGGAUUUUAAGGAUUUUGAACUAUGUCGUGAUAGAGACUCUUCAAGAUUGUAUGAUGACGAUUAUGAUGAAGACAAUGUUGUGAAAAAGGAUCUUUUUUUUGAAAAAAUUCCAGGCCAACAGAUUUUAGAUGGUGAAGGUUAUGUUCCCAAAGAAUAUGAAAUUUCGUCCGGUAGUUUGUCUAUUCCUUCUUUAUUUUCUGAAGAUAAGCUCCCAGCAUUAACCUACCAUUGUGCUGUCGAAUUGAAUAAAAACGUUUACAUAUUUGGAGGAUUAAUGCCAUGCUAUAGUUAUGAAGAGGAUGCACCACUUUUGAACGAUUUUUUUGUAGAUGGGAUAAAAAACUUACCUCCCCCACUAUUACCCCAAGUAAUCAACAAUCCGUCAAUGGUCAAUAAUCCUCAUCUUUAUGUGGCCGCUGUACCUUCAUGUCGUUUUAGCAAGCCCAAGAUGAGAGGUUAUAUACCGCCUCCGUUACUCUGUGUUCAAGGUUCCAAAUUAACAGAACGGCAUAUUUUCUUUUACGGUGGAUUUGAAAUCAGAACGGAAACCCGUGGUGAUGAAAAUGGGAAAUAUCAUCUAAAAAAAAGGUUAUAUGUGAACAAUACUGGCUAUAUUCUUGAUAUUAUAUCAUUAAAGUUUACCAAAAUAGAUGUUAUAGUACAGUCUUCUAAAUAUAAUGCAUAUCCGACUAUGUCAGCGCGAUUCGGUCAUUUGCAAAUCUCCAUUGAUAACCAGAAUAGAAGAAAUAGCGUUCAUUCCGUAAACACGAACGAGAGUCAUACAGCGGGAUCCGCUUCUAUGAAACGAGGGCCUAGUAUGUCUAAAGGGCGACUCGAAAAAUCAGCAGUGCUUUCAUCCUUAUCACAUAAUAGUAGCGCACCUUAUGGUGUACACACUAUCAUAAUAUUUGGUGGUUAUAGACAAACGGGCGAUGACCGCUACGAGGCGAUGAAUGAUUUAUGGAAGAUUGAAAUUCCUGUGAUGCGUCGGGGUAAAAAGGGUUAUUGUAAAUUUUCAGAGACGGCCAACGCAAUACUUUUGACACCAAGAGAGAAGGACAAGUUAGACUGGCCUGAAGAAAGAGCUUUUGCAGCUUUUUCUCUUCAUGGAACGUCGUUGAUGGAUAGGAGCGCACUAGAAACGAGUUUACUAAGCAAUUUAAAAAAAUACUUCAUUUUGAAACCGUCAUAUAUAUCAAAGGACCGUGUUAUUGAUCCUAAGCCAGUUUUCCCGAUGAUGGUACAUAGUACGCAUCAAGAUCUUUUCAAUGGCAGUUCUGCAACGGACGAACCUUCAAUUUCUGGUGUCCCCCCCAGUAGAUCGAGCGCGGACAGUACUAUUGGUCCCGAAAUGAACUACGAUUUUGAUAAUAUGACAAUGAAACCAGGGGUGAACUUGUCAUCUAUCCCCAUGAGUACAAUAGGAAGACAGAGAUUAAUACUAAGUCAAGAUAUGCCUAUACGUAAAAACAUUAUACUACAUGGAGGUUCCAACGGUCUCAAUGUCCUAGAUGAUAUGUGGCUGAUGGACCUGGAAUGUGAGACAUGGACACCUAUAGAGACUUUCACGAGAGCGGAACCAAGCAAAAGCGUCGAUGAAAAGUUAGAUACUGUCAACGUGGGACUCGUUGGUCAUGAAAUGGAAAGCAUUGGCCGAAUAUGUGUAUGUAUAGGUGGUAUGUUACAAGAGGAUGUGAACGCACUUUAUUCGGGGGAUAAUGAUGAGCCUUCAAAAAAUCAAAGUGUAAAAAAAUUACCGUUGGGUGGUCAUUUUCUAAAUACAAUUGACUUGAGUACGCAGUGUUGGGAAGACCACCAGAUUAUCUUAUCCAAGAAGGAAGAUAACGAAGAUGGGAGCGAUAAUGAAAAUGAGGACGUUAAUUCAAAUGUAGUGGUCGGUAUCGGCGGGACUUCUUUGCAGUGUGACAAGAGCAUUGUAAUGAUUGGCGGAUUAAUGUCGAGACGAACAAAUUUAAAAGAAAUAUAUUUGCACGGUACGAUCCUGAAAAGUAUUUUACCUAGUGUACAUCCAGGAAAUUGA